AUGUCAUCACCGAAGGAUUACGUUUUAGAGGUACUGCCUUCGUCAGAUCGUGACAACUUGAUAAAAUUCACGGUCAAGCAUAAACCAAAUGGCUUCUUCAAGUAUUUACAAAUACCGAUUUUGGUUGGUUUGGCAGGUGUGUUGGUGAGUUUUUGCUUCUGUUUAUUUAGCAAUGGCGAUCUGAUAAUAAAGAGACUCAGUAAUAACAAUUUGCCACUAAUCCAACAUAACCAAACGUUUUCGCCGGCGAUCGUGAAACUUUUUCAAGACUACAUAGACUCCAAUGAUACAGAAACAAAUAGCCUCUUGAUGAAUGGUGUUGUUGUCGCCAUAUUAGUGUUACUGAUGGUUAUAGUGUACAGCAUACAAGAAAAGGAGGACAGCAUAUUGAUUAUGAACGACGUUGGAAUCCAGCUCAAUUCGCAAUCGGGAUGGAAGUUUUCUCUUAACGGCAACAAAAGCCAUUUCAUCCCAAUCAGCAACAUUAUCGAUUUAGUCAUACAUGAGGGAUUUCAUGGAUAUGGCCAAGUUGUCUUCUACAUGUGUGUGCUAACGAAAACCAAAAAUGCAACCCCUGACAAUAUAAGUGGACUCACCUUGAAUAAUGAUAAGAUGAUAAAGAUCGUAUUUCCGCAAUUUCUUCCUAGAAAAGAUAUCCUCAUGAAAGUAUGGAAAGACAGCAGACGCGUACUUUUUGGUGAAUCAAAGAGGUAUUGGAGGCGAGUCCCCGGUCAAGGUUUAAAAGAAUGUUAUCAACACUAG
Messenger RNA from Debaryomyces hansenii CBS767, 762 nucleotides. Its product is annotated as phosphatidylinositol N-acetylglucosaminyltransferase. The record is from RefSeq and is a predicted model, not a curated record. Gene Ontology annotation, biological process: GPI anchor biosynthetic process. The transcript has a single exon. Lineage: Eukaryota; Fungi; Ascomycota; Pichiomycetes; Serinales; Debaryomycetaceae. Bases 1 to 762 code for a protein of 253 amino acids. Gene Ontology annotation, cellular component: glycosylphosphatidylinositol-N-acetylglucosaminyltransferase (GPI-GnT) complex.